AUGCAUGAUGUCGGUAAGCCGGUGUUUCAUGCACAUUCGAAUACGUAUUUUGGAGCUUGGAUGCGUGAUGCUUAUCCACGCACUGGACAGGAUAUGAUGAAACGCUGGAUGACCAAGCACUUUCAAGGCGAUGCAGUUGAGGAGUAUUUGGAUGAGGGUGAUAUGCGACGGCAGCGUAUUUUCGUAACCGUUCAGUAUCAAAAGCCAACAGCUCUCGAGAUUGGAGAUUUUAUGCAAAUAAGUAUGAACCGAGAAGGGGCCGAACACCUAACAAUCACAUCCGGAUGUGAUGUGCAAACAUCUGCGCUACCGGCCCAUUAA
Molecule: messenger RNA, 321 nt
Organism: Gongylonema pulchrum
Lineage: Eukaryota; Metazoa; Nematoda; Chromadorea; Rhabditida; Gongylonematidae
Source: the annotation of a GenBank genome assembly